This is a messenger RNA of Trichoderma gamsii, 1233 nucleotides long. RefSeq lists its product as hypothetical. Gene Ontology annotation, cellular component: cytosol. The coding region runs from base 1 to 1233 and encodes 410 amino acids. NCBI's taxonomy places the organism in Eukaryota, Fungi, Ascomycota, Sordariomycetes, Hypocreales, Hypocreaceae. Gene Ontology annotation, molecular function: S-(hydroxymethyl)glutathione dehydrogenase [NAD(P)+] activity; zinc ion binding. Gene Ontology annotation, biological process: formaldehyde catabolic process. The transcript is spliced from 4 exons. The record is from RefSeq and is a predicted model, not a curated record.
AUGGCCUCGACUGUUGGAAAGGUGAGCACAUCACUGAAACUACCCCUCCACAGCCUUUGCACCCCGCCAUCGAUUAGAAGUUAUGCAGCUGACGAGAGAGGGAUGCAGACCAUCACCUGCAAGGCUGCCGUAGCCUGGGAGGCUGGCAAGGAGCUGAGCAUCGAGGACGUCGAAGUUGCUCCUCCCAAGGCCCACGAGGUGCGCGUGCAGAUUUACUACACCGGCGUCUGCCACACUGAUGCCUACACUUUGUCCGGCAAGGACCCGGAGGGAGCUUUCCCCGUCAUCCUGGGACACGAAGGAGCUGGUAUCGUCGAGUCUGUCGGUGAGGGUGUCACCAACGUGAAGCCCGGUGACCACGUCAUUGCUCUCUACACACCCGAGUGCAAAGAGUGCAAGUUCUGCAAGUCCGGAAAGACUAACCUCUGCGGCAAGAUCCGAGCUACUCAGGGCAAGGGUGUCAUGCCCGAUGGCACCAGCCGAUUCAAGUGCAAGGGCAAGGAUCUCCUCCACUUCAUGGGCACCUCAACUUUCUCUCAGUACACCGUCCUCGCCGAUAUCUCCGUUGUAGCUGUUCAGCCCGAAGCCCCUAUGGACCGAACCUGUCUCCUUGGCUGCGGCAUCACCACUGGUUACGGUGCAGCCCGCGUCACCGCCAAGGUGGAGGAGGGCUCUAACGUCGCCAUCUUUGGAGCUGGAUGCGUUGGUCUAUCAGUUGUUCAAGGAGCUGUCGUCAACAAGGCCGGCAAGAUCAUCGUGGUGGACGUCAACCCGUCCAAGGAGGAGUGGGCGAAGAAGUUUGGUGCUACCGACUUUGUGAACCCUAACGAUUUGAAGGGGCAGACUAUCGUCGAGAAGCUGGUCGAGAUGACUGACGGCGGCUGCGACUACACGUUUGAUUGCACUGGUAAUGUCAAUGUAAUGCGUGCUGCUCUGGAGGCUUGCCACAAGGGUUGGGGCGAGAGUAUCAUUAUCGGUGUCGCUGCUGCAGGACAGGAGAUUGCCACUCGCCCAUUCCAACUUGUCACUGGCCGUGUCUGGAAGGGCUGCGCUUUUGGCGGCAUCAAGGGCCGCACGCAGCUGCCUGGACUUGUCGGCGACUAUCUGUCUGGAGCUCUCAAGGUUGACGAGUUUAUUACGCACCGCAAAACGCUUGGGGAGAUUAACAGUGCGUUUGAAACGAUGAAGCAGGGAGACUGCAUCCGAGCUGUUGUUGAUGCGCGGACCUUGUGA